Messenger RNA from Pelmatolapia mariae (spotted tilapia), 4823 nucleotides. RefSeq names its product Rho GTPase activating protein 22 (gene arhgap22a). The transcript has 11 exons. Gene Ontology annotation, cellular component: focal adhesion. Gene Ontology annotation, molecular function: GTPase activator activity. The record is from RefSeq and is a predicted model, not a curated record. Lineage: Eukaryota; Metazoa; Chordata; Actinopteri; Cichliformes; Cichlidae. Gene Ontology annotation, biological process: signal transduction; activation of GTPase activity. The coding region runs from base 878 to 3142 and encodes 754 amino acids.
AUAGAAAAAUCGUGAAGUUCUGAAGAUGUCCUUAGGAAAAAAAGUUGAUGUUGAUGAAUUUAUAACUAGAAGGAUAUCCAGACAUUUUCACAUACAUUGCAGUUUUUUUAUGUCUAUUCUAAAGUCUUAAAACAGCAGAAGAAAUGUUAUAUUUCUAAAUGCCUGUGUGUCACAGGGGUUGAAUGUAUUUAAUUCCACUUAAAGAUAUCAGCAAAAUUUCCGAGAUUUACAGCUAUACGUCGACAUCGAAGUGUCACAUCUACUUUCACUGCAUCAUAACACUUAGUGGUGAGACUGAUGUCAGUGGAAUCAAAUAUAUUGAUCUGAGGUUGUACAUCAGGGUUCACAUGAGCCCAUAAUCAAAUCUCCACAACCAGUUGUGGGGAUUGUGAAGACUGCGGAGCAAAAGAAAAGCUAAAAACACAGAAAAGGAUGACAAGACAGAGGACACCAAGCCAGACGUAUUUAUAGAUGGUGAGAAAUUGAUACUGAGAGUGUGCAGCAGAAGGCAGAGUAACUGAUAAAGAGACAGACCGAAGAGAAAGAGAGGGAGAGAGUAGGCAGGGCUCUAGGUAUGUGAGAACAACAGCGUACUGGGCCAGUGGGACAGAGAGGGGGAGUCAGACGUAAAGGGAAGAGGGGAGCCAGAGGAGAGUGUGAGGUUAAGAGUGUGUGUGUGUGUGUAUGUGUGUGUGAGUGUAAAAUCAGACAGAGUGCAAGACUGUGAGCCAGGGAGAGAGAUGCUCGAAGAGGAUGAGGAGUAACAGGGCGAGGCAACAGCGAGAGGAGCCGGUAGAGCGUGUAUGUGAGGAAUAGUGUGUGAACAGAGGGAUGCGGUCAUGUCUCUGUGAGAAGGAGCAGUAUAGCAACGGUAACCAUGCUGAGCCCCAAGAUAAAACAGGCACGCCGGGCGCGGUCCAAAAGCAUGGUUCUGGGAGAGUUGACAAGGGUUUCCAGGCCCUGUUCUCCUCUGGAUCAUGAGAAAGCGCUGAAGGCGGGCUGGCUCAAGAGACAGCGGAGUAUCAUGAAAAACUGGCAGCUGCGCUGGUUUGUCCUGAGGACCGAAGCUCUGUAUUUCUACAAGGAUCAGGAUGAAAGCAAAGCACAGGGUUGUAUUCCUCUUCAGGGUAGUCAGGUCAAUGAGGUGCCUGCCAAUCAGGACGAGCCUGGCCGCCACCUUUUUGAAAUUGUUCCAGUUUCUCUGAGUAUUUCAUGGUCCGACCAUUGGGUGAAUUUACUGGGACUUCGACUUCUGGGGAAGGCUGGCAAAGGGGCUGGAGAAAAGGAUCGAACUGGUAUAAGCCAUGAAUCAUUCCUGCUGAUGGCCAGCUCCCAGAGCGACAUGGAAGAAUGGGUCAGAGCCAUACGUAGAGCUAUAUGGGCUCCACUUGGUGGAGGUGUCUUUGGGCAGCACCUAGAGGAGACAAUGUUGUAUGAAUCCCAAUGUGGCCCUCAGAGACUAGUCCCUGUGCUGGUUGAGCAGUGUGUAUGCUUCAUCCGUGAAAAUGGACUCAAGGAGGAGGGCCUUUUCAGGGCUCCCGGACAGACCAAUCAUGUUAGAGAACUGCAGGAUGCCUUUGACCGCGGUGAGAAGCCAGUGUUUGACAGUUCCACAGACGUCCACACAGUGGCAUCACUGUUAAAGCUGUACAUACGAGAGCUGCCAGAGCCUAUAAUCCCAUUCUCCAAAUACACACAGUUUCUCUCUUGCGCUCAGCUUCUUACCAAGGAUAAAGAAAUGGGUAUUACAGAGCUCGGCAAACAGGUGAAAUCACUUCCUCAGGUCAACUACAACCUCCUUGAGUACAUCUGCAAGUUUCUGGAUGAGGUGCAGUCUCACUCCAAUGAGAAUAAGAUGAGUGUUCAGAACCUGGCCACUGUGUUUGGACCUAAUAUCCUUCGGCCCAGAGUGGAGGAUCCAGUCACCAUGAUGGAGGGAAGUACGCAGGUGCAGCACCUAAUGACUGUGCUGAUUAGUGAACACUCCCGACUUUACCAACGUGAGGAGCCAGAAACAGACAUUAAGGUUCCCAUACAGCGCCAGGAGAGCCAAAGGUGCAAGGUGGAAUGGCUUUCACAAGAAGACCCUGACCACCCACAUCCCUCAGGGACAAGCUCCAAAACGCCUAACGAAAAAGCCCAACCUUCCACUUCUACAGACAUUAAGGUAACAGCAGUGAGCCCUGUUACACUGGACAGGGGUGAGGAAAGUCAGACUGAAGGGAAGAGCAAAAGCAAGACAGAGGAAGACAUCAAGACUGAAGGAAAAGUUGGAAGCGAUGCAGCUGUUAGCCCUAGCAAACAGGCUAAAGCCUUGCCUUCCUGGAGAUCCACCUUCAAGGGCAGUGCAACCUCAGGUGGGCCAAGAGGGAAAAUAGGGGGAUCUGCAGGGGACGUGUCGGCUGCCGGGGGGAGCAACUGGUUAAUGAAUGGUCUGUCAUCCCUCCGAGCCCACAGACGUACCACCUCAUCUGGGGACAGACUAAAAGACUCAACUCUAUCGCUAAAGGAUUCAACCCUCUCCCUUAAAGAAACUACUCUUAAAGACUCUCACAGAGACUCUGAUGAAGACUCUUCUCGAACAUCCUUGUCUCACAGAGCUCUCCACCAAUCCCACAGACUGUCUGCUUAUGACAACGUGGCCCCCUCCAGUCUAAGUCUACCUGCUGACACUUCGCCCAUCUGGACGUCUUACGAAAUUUCAUUGUCUGAGCCAGAAGGCAGCGAUAAAGCAACAAAAUUAGAAUCGAGUCAAGAGAGGCCCACACAGUUGAAGGACUGUGCAAAUACUUUGCAUCACAGUCCAAGCUGCAAUGAAGAUGAUGAUCUUGCAGAAACAAAUGAAGAUGCCACAAGCAAGGUGGCCCAGCUCAAGCAGGAACUGAAGAAACAGAGGGCGAGCUAUGAAGCCCGUAUCCACAAGUUGGAGGAGUCCUGUUCCAACUACCAGUCCCAGAUAAACCGCCUCGAGGAGGAGCUAGACCAGGAGAAGAAGAAGUUUCACAUGCUGGAGAUCCGACUCAGGAACUCAGAGCGGGCACAUCAAGAUGCAGAAAAUCGCAACAUUCUCCUUCAGCAAGAGAUGGAGGAAUUCUUCAAAACCCUCGGAGAUCUAACUACAGGAGCAACACGGACCAAAUAGACCAGACCAGCCUGCCUUCAUCUGGUCCAUCAGUGGAGGAGGAGUUCAGUUACUGGGACGCCCAACCAGCCCCAAAGCUUUGAAGACCAAAUACCUCUAGCGCAGUACUAAUUGCCAUCUUUUAGUACAGCUCUCUUGUGCCUACACUGACCAGUGCCGGUGCCAAACAAGAACUCCUCUGGACCAAGCACCUCUUAUUUGUCAUUCCUUGCUGUUAUACACCAUAGGUCAUUUAAUUAGCAAUUGAAAUUUCCUUGUAAGAAACCAGAAAAGGCCUUACUAAAAGUUCUGAGGUACAUAAUACAUAGAUACGUUAUUGUUGAUGCUGAUAUUCUAGAAAGAAAUGUAAGCUUUCAGUAAAAGAAAGAAUAAUGUGAGACGUUAAAAUUCAACUCUUUUAUUUGCAGGAGUUGAAGGUUGACAGUUUCCAUUUUCUGAUGUAUAUAUUUGGUCUGUUAGUGAGGCAAGUGACCUUCCCAAAAGAUACCAUAAAAGGUUAACUCGUGGCUGACAGUGUUUGGCCAAUCAGAAUGCAUUGUACCAGUAAUGCUGAAUGGCUCUUUUUUCCCCACAUGUACCUGCACUAAUAUCAGAUUUACUCAGAGGCAAAAUCCUGCUUAGUCUCUUCUAUUGGUUUUAUUUCUAAGGACAAUGAAGGAGGAGCAAAAAAAUAAAUAAAAAAAAUUGAAUUGUGGCCAAGAAAGGGUCAGGACAGUGUCACAUUCCCCAAAGUGCAUUUUGGGAGCUGAUGCUAGGGGUUACUGCCUGGAGUGCCCUACCAUGAAAAAAAAAACAGGCAAAAAGGACAUUUUGGGAAUUUGAGCCUUACAAAAAGUUAUCCUGGCAAAAGCAAAUGUCUGUUUCCCGACUCUCUGAAAGCAUAAAUACAGUGCAAUCUACAGUAAAAUGUACAGAUCUGUCACUAACUUUACUAAUCCAUGAACUAUACUGCACAGAAAACAAAAUGCAUAUAAAUAGUGCUUCUGGAUUAAAUGUACAUUACAUACAAUGCAUCCUAGCUUGAAAUAAACAAAUAAAUAAAUAAAUACAGAAAACAAUACAGAAAAAAAUAUAUACUUUUUUGCAUUUCUUUCAAAAUGAUGUGUGCCAAGAUACUGUUUCUUCACAAACAUGUUUGAAUGAGUGCAUGUGUGAGGUAGAACUCAGAAAGAUGCACCACAGAAGAGAGAAGCAUCUGCGAUGGAAGAGAACUAAAAAUCAUGGAAUUGAGUAAGGGCACUUAAAUUAAAUAACUUAAAUAUCAGACAGCUGUAGAUAAUAUCAGACAGUAGGAUAAAGUGACUAAUUUAGACUUGGUGUCUGGUGAUGUCCCCAAAACAGCACUCAAUCUAGCCAGUAGGGUUGUUACAGCGCUCCCAGUAAUCAUCGACUCAUUCUACAUUUCUACUCGCUCUCUUUUCAUCCAGCUCUUGCUCAUCCAACAGACCGUCAACUACAAAUUACAUCUAAGUGAAAGAACUAGUCAGAAUACAAUCAGUUUACAGUACGCUAUAGUAAUAAAAAAAAAAAAGGAAACAGUGUCAGGGCAUUGACCGUUAGACUGUUUGCUAUAAAUAUGCUAACUUGGAUGCAGCAAGGGGCACUUUCUACAAGAUGAGGAACAAUAUCAAAAUAAAAUCAUCGGUUUGCAUUAAGAUCCAAGAUCAAGUGUGCUAUAGUU